GAUACACCAUGGCGGCGGUCGCUGCUCGCGCUGGUGCUUCUCGCGCCGGGUUCCGGCGGAUGUUCGCCGUCUCUGCCUUCUCUCCUCCGUCUGCCCCGGCCGCCCGCCCCACUGCGGAGCCCUGCAACAACCUCUUCGUUUCAGGUUUGAACAAGCGCACGACAACCGACGGACUCAGGGAAGCCUUCUCGAAAUUUGGUCAGGUUACUGAAGCAAGAGUCAUCACUGAUAGAAUAUCAGGAUACUCUAGAGGAUUUGGCUUUGUUAAAUAUGCAACCGUAGAGGAAGCUGGUGAGGGCAUCAAAGGAAUGGAUGGAAAGUUCCUGGAUGGUUGGGUGAUAUUUGCGGAGUACGCCAAGGAGAGACAAGCCCAGCAGCCGCCCCAAUCAGCUGGCACACCAUCAUCUGGCUACCAGUACUCAAGAUAGUUCUCUUGAUCACAAAUACGUGUCCUCAAUUUAUGCUACCAGUUGGAAGUCACUUUCCAAUAAAUUGUUGAGGAAGAGAUAAAAUUUAAAUAUAUUGUGUCUUGUCGCUUGAACUAUUCCACUACUAGUUACAGAAGUGUGGUCACUUGUGUACUUUGCUGUUGCCCGCUGGGUACUGCUACCUUGUGUAACAUCCGGCACUAACUAUAAUUUAAACUUAGUUGCAGAUA
Messenger RNA from Lolium rigidum, 658 nucleotides. RefSeq names its product organelle RRM domain-containing protein 2, mitochondrial-like. Gene Ontology annotation, molecular function: RNA binding. NCBI's taxonomy places the organism in Eukaryota, Viridiplantae, Streptophyta, Magnoliopsida, Poales, Poaceae. The record is from RefSeq and is a predicted model, not a curated record. The transcript has 4 exons. The coding region runs from base 9 to 428 and encodes 139 amino acids.